AUGGAAGAUCCAUACAUUUCUAUACUAAAUCAUUGUGACUAUAUAUUAUCUGAAUUAGGAUUAAGAACGUUCUUAAUUAAAUUACCACUUAAUAGUUCUAUAGCAAAAAGUACUGGAAAAGGUAUAAAACAAAAAAUUUUUAAAAAUUUAUCUUUUUCUUCUAUUAAAAUUGAUGAAGAUAAUAUAAUACAGAAAAACAAUGGCUAUUAUUCAUUAAAUGUGGGAGUAAGAGAUAUGAAUCUUUGUAGAUAUUCUAAUUCUAAGUAUUUGAAUAAAGAAGAUCUUUUAAAUAUUGAAAAUAUUGUAAAAUCCUUAACUGAACCAACAAUUUGUGGAUUUGUAUUUUUAAUAGCUGAAAUAUCAUUGGAAAAUAAAUCCUAUUUUUAUAAUAAUAAUACUUCUAAAUGUUAUCGUCCUAUUGGGGGAGGAAUAGUUGAAUUAGUAGAUGAUUAUGAAAGAUGUCUAAGAUCAAUUUUUUGUAAAAAGAAACUUCCUUUAAAAGUUUCAGAAAAUAUAUUACGUAUUAUUAUUGGACGCACUAUUAUUCAUGCUUUACAAUGGAAAUAUAAUAAUAGUAAGAAGAAAUGUACAAACAAAGUCAUUUCUGUACUAGAUGAUCAUAUAAAACUUUUUCCUAUACCUGCAUAUAAUAUAUUACUAAAAGAUUUACCAAUGUCUAAACAUUGGGAGAUAUAUGAUGACGCUGGAUCUCAUUCAGAUCACCCUGGUAUUAAGUGUAACUGCUAUAAAUUAUCAAAUUUUCCAAAUUCAAGACAAUUCUGGGGUAUAUCUGAAUCUAGAUUUAUGAAAUUGAUUAGAAGUGAUCCAAAGUUAUUUGGUAAGAGCUUAUUAAUUGAAGACUUUUUAAGUGAUAAUUAUUUUAAAUCAAAUAAACUUAUUACAAAUUAUGAUGAGAAACAGGAUAAAGAGAAUUUAGAUAAGAUUUAUACUAAGAAACGAAAAUUAUUAAACUAA
Messenger RNA from Cryptosporidium muris RN66, 975 nucleotides. RefSeq lists its product as uncharacterized. Bases 1 to 975 code for a protein of 324 amino acids. Lineage: Eukaryota; Apicomplexa; Conoidasida; Eucoccidiorida; Cryptosporidiidae. The record is from RefSeq and is a predicted model, not a curated record. The transcript has a single exon.